GGUCACGCCCUUUGAACUCGAUCAAUUCACUGAACGCGUAUUGUUGAGGUUUUGCUGUCAGAUUGGCGAGAUUUGGAACCUAAGACAUUGAGAAAAAGUCUGUUUUUGGAAAAUCUACCUAGUAAUUCUUUGAUCCAUCAGUGGAAUUCAAAAGAAUCAUGUCCGCUGAUUUUCUUACUGCUCCCAUACCUUCAAGGGUUUCUAUCAUGAAGAAGCCGAAGACAGAGAAAGAGGAUCACGUGUCCAAGCAGCCUGUAUUGAAGGACUUCAGUACGUUCUGCACUUGGGUACUAGACUAUGAAGCAUCUCUGCACAAUGGAGACAUACCCUAUGUCCCUAAAACUCCUGAGCGAGUGAAGAAGAGAAGCAUCAGUCCGCUCGACAGUGAGGGGAACAGCGUUGGUAGCGGAGCCGAUUCAGACCUCAGCCCCAGGGAAAGGUACUCCAAGAAGGGCAGAAUGAGCAGUGCACGCGAAAAAGACGAGGACUGGAACCUCAUCACGUGUUUCUGCAACAAGCCGUUUGCCGGGCGUCCCAUGAUUGAAUGCAAUGAGUGCGAGACAUGGGUCCACCUCUCCUGCGCCAAGAUCCGCAAGACCAACGUGCCAGAGAUCUUCAUCUGUACACACUGUAGAGACACUCGAAGCAGUAUCCGCAAGUCAAACAGGCAACGGGAGCCAAAGAAACAGUUCUCAGAACUCUAUGGGCCUGGUGAAAGCUAGCAGGGGGAUAGCUUCAUAGACUUUUUUUUGUAAAGGAACAAUUUUGAGAACCUUGUGGCAUUGUCAUCAGAGACGGUGCAGCUAAGAGGUGGACAGGUGACCCCAGGUUUGUGGACAAACCGCAUUCUGUAGAACAACUUCCAGAACUUUGUGGUCCUGGUGAAGGCUAGCAGAGGGACAUCUCCACCAUCUUUAUCUUUUAUAGGAACUAUUUUCAGAACGUAAGAGAUGGAGAAGUGACCCAAGGUGUUUGAAAAGAAAAAUCAUUCUGCAGAACACGGGCCACAGCUAGCAGAUUGAUCACUACAUUAUCAAGGGUCUAGGAAGAAAUGUCCGAAGCCAUGUCCCAGGGAAAGUUUGCAGAUCACAGGCUGUUUGAGGUUGGAAGAACAACGUCAUGACUGCGCCAUUAUAACAAGUGUUCAGUCCAUACAGAAUGACCACUUCAUUAUCAAGAGUGUACGCAAGAAAUGUCCAACGCCCUGAUCCAGGGAGAAUUUGUUUUUAACAGGUACCACAAACAAAACGCCAGUAAGCAGUGUUACUUUUAUCGGCUGUGGACCUGAUAGAUAUGUGUCAUUAUGAGGAAGGAGGACAAGUUUAUCUUUUUGUUUCAUAACUUGUUUCAUUUUAAUUUUUAAGGGAGGCAAAUUAUCACUGAAAAUGUAUCCUCUUUUCACAUUGUCAUUUAACAGGAAGCUUCUAAGGUGCUCUAUAUCAUGCUCAAAAUACUUUUUUGUGCAACUUUCACUCAUUUUUAAUAUAUUGAACAAAGACAUACAUGUACUGUACAAGAGAAUGUAACUACAUGUAGGUGAAAUACAGCUGCUUUUGUACAAAUGGAAAUGUCUAUCUACCAAUACAUACAUAAUAAAUAAUAAUAAUAGUAACAUGUACAUUUAUAUAGCUCAAGCACUGUACUAUUAUUACCUCAGCAUUUCAGAAACUUCUUCCUACCGGGUACAUAUUUACAUGUACAUCACCUGGCUGGGAGUUGAACCCCAUACCUUGAGAUCCAUAGUUGGGUGACUUAUCAAGUAGACCACAGCACCUCUACAACCAUCUAUUCCAUUCCCCAACUAUAUCAUUGGCUCAGUGGUAGAGCAGUGGUCUCGUAACAGGGAGGUCCCGGGUUCCAAACCAAGUCGUUGCCAUAGUUUCCUUUGGUAAGGCAUGAAUCUUCAUUACCAAGUCCCUUUGGGGAGGACUUUAGGCCAUUGAUAUCUUGGUUGUUUACUUACAUGUGCAGGCAUACACAUGCUUUCUUAGCUGUCUGGUAAAAACAAACAAACAAAUAUUAUCUUAAAUUCUAUCACAACCCCUUCACCUCAUCUACCGGUAAGCCCAUAUCUUCAACACAUUAAUUCCUGGAGCACACAUCACUGAAGCAAAUGUUGCAUCACAGGAAAAAGAUGUACUUUGUGACAUGUGACAUUAGUGGAAUGUACAUUUCAAUGGACUUUUGAUUAGUAUUAAUAAGCCUCAUUCAUGUAUAAUGUAGUAAACAGCUUUUUUUUUACAAGGAUGGAAGUGUAAUCCGCUUCACGUUUCUGUUUCCUAUACCGCAGAGCUAAGUGAAUGUUGCGCGCUGUUGUUCAUUCCCUUACACCUUAAAAAAAAAUGACAUGUAUUUUUUUUUUUUUGCUGCGAUUCAUCACGUCAUUUCUGAAGUUCUCUGAACGUAACAUAUUUGCGUUUGUUACUUAUUACCCUUAUGCUGUACAUAUAAAUAUGAUAUUUGCAGUCACACACCUUGAGGGAGACGUAACGAAGUGAAUACCUGAAAAUAUUUAAGAUAACUAGAUUUCUUGAACAACCAUUAUUCACAUGUAGAAUAUUUUUUUCAGUAAGGGAAUUUAGGAAAUUCAACUUUCUUUCAUUUUCAUCCAUUGACUAGAUCAGUUUGUCUAUUUUCCAUUUGUUUCAUUUUCAUCUGUUUUGAUUUUAAUUUUUUACUGUAGUUACUUUUUAUUUAUUUAUGUACCGGUAUUUAUUUAUUUAGUUAAUUAUUUUCUUUUCUAAUUUUUCUGUUUUGCUUUAAAAUCCUCCUGAUCUCUUAAUUUUCUCUCAGUAUGUAACCGACGUAGAAAUGUAUAUAGAUCUAGAAAACGUCUUCCAAUGAUGAAAUCAGACUAAUUUAGCCAAAUUUUACAGCAAUUUAAAGAACAACGUUGUUAAACAUACCACCAUGCUAAGGCAAUGUGAUAUGCUUAUUGUAAUGCUUUAUACAUGUAUAUGUUCACCUGAGCUGCGGUAAUUCUACUCAACAAUUUUGCCCGUUUUAUUUUAACAAGCUGGCCGAUUCACAAAUUUGUUUGCCCAUCGCAAAAUCUCGGCAUACAAAUGUGGGGAUCCUGUCAGCUUCGGUUUGCAGCAAGCACAUACGUAUACACUGUACAUCAGGGGAAAAAUAUUAAAUUUUUUUUGGGUGGCUCUUUUUGGCACUUCAAGGGCUAACUCGCCCCUAGCCCCCGUGUAUUUUCCCCCCGUUCCACAUGUAGGGGGAGAAGGAGAUCACUUUGGAGAGAUAUUAUUGGAAUUAAUCGGCCACAUUCCGGACUACUUGAAAUAGAGAAGGUUGAGUUCUGGGUAAGGUGAACAAUAAUAUUUGUGAGGUUUUCCGUUCUUUUUAUGUCAGUGCGGAAGAGUAUUAUGGAAAAUAUAUCCACUGAAAAGAGUGGCUCUUGAGAUGCUCUCCUAUUUGAAACAUGACAAGCAACGGCUAAAGUUUGUGGACCACAACCUCAUGCCCAUGUCUGUGUAGUCCCAUGUACACAUUUCUGUGUACAGCGCAUGUGACCCAUUAGCAAGACUUGGGCAAUUCCCAAUCAUUUUGAUGAUUCCAAAACCUUACUGCAUUACACCCAUACUCACAUGUAUCUGCUAUAUGAUCAACCUUUCCCAAUCGCUUCCACACAGUUCUUUCACAAUGCAAGCAUAUGACCAGAACUCAACUUUGUCUUGGAGUCCUGGAACAUAUGUAACUUGAUAUCAAUAUCGUUGAACAGACCCAAUGGUUAUAGAGCGCAGUAUCUGGUUUUGCCCAUCUUUGCUGCUGUAUUAGAUGUUAUAUAUGCAUACUGUGUAAACUGAAACUGAAUAAUAUAUUUGACUGAACAAUACAUGUAUGAAAACAGGACUUUCACCUUUUACUUACAAAAGUUACAUCAUAUGUGUGACAUGAGGUUAAAAAAACUAAUUCACAGACAAAAAAAUACCAUUCUCAGUCUUCUAAAAAGUUUCAUUACGAUCAUCUUAUUUGCUCAACGUUUCUUUUGAUCUCUAUCUUUUGUUUUUGCAUAGAUGAAACGUUUUUGACUCCAUAUAAUGAAAUUUGUGCAUAGAAACGUGGCUAUUGUUAAUAUUCUUUCCUUUGGUAUCUUUCCAAAUCUGUCUGUGCUGUGAUUUUCAAAUUGUGCCCAAAAGUUUGGACAAGCAGAUAUAUAGCCGGGUAAUGAUAUGAUUGCAGGGCCCUCGGGGAGAACAGUACGAAUACUGAUGAGGCUACCCUGGGUAAACAAGACAUAUUAUUAUCAUUAUUAUUAUUAUUAUAUAGAAUCUAAAGUUUUCUGAGGGCCAGAAGCUAUUUCAGGCUCAGGUCGACAAUGAAAUGGGGAAAGCAAAACAGAAAAUAAUACCUUGCAUUCCAUUUGUUAAUUACUCUGACAUACAUGUAUUAUCAUGUGGGGGGGGGGGGGGGGGGGGUUACAAAAUGAAUCACAAAUGUAUAACCCUUGCCCUCUAUUUUUUGACGACAACCACCAAAUUCCCCUUACCAAGCAUUGCUUGAGUGUCUAUUUCAGAGUAUAUAUAUAUAUGUUUUGUCAAUGAAGAAUUACUUGUUUAGGGUCACAAACUAUUAAAGGUACUAUGUCCCUUUUGCAGCCAACCUCAAAUUUUUUAGUCAAUUUCCCACUCGAAGACAUUUUCAAGCCCCACCUUUUUUAGGGAAGUUAUAAAGUAGCAUUAUCUUUCAAAUGCCGUUGGAAUUUAACCUUUUCAUUUUUUUGGCCUGCAAAUGGGACAUAGUACCUUCAAGAUAAAGUCACUUUGUAUAAUAUGUGAUGAGAGCACCAUUUGUACAGGGGGCAGGAUUUGUACAGAACUUUUAUAUUGGUAUGUAAAUGAAUAUUUUGAAGUUUUAAAAUUUGUACAGAAAUUAUGACAUCAUUAUAUCUCAACAUUAUAGAGAUGGACGUACAGUGGUCUUAGUAUGAAAACUGCCAUUUAUAUUUUUGUUGCAUCGUUCAUACUUAUAUUACCAUGAAGAUUUUGAAAAUAUGACUCUUUCUUGUAUCGGAGAAAAGAAGUGGACUUUCUCUGUGGAAAGACAAACAUGUACAUUUUCAAGUAGAAGUGAAUAAAUUAUAUGAAUUUAAUGACC
Strongylocentrotus purpuratus (purple sea urchin) is the source of this 5106-nucleotide messenger RNA. Its product is annotated as PHD finger protein 13-like. NCBI's taxonomy places the organism in Eukaryota, Metazoa, Echinodermata, Echinoidea, Camarodonta, Strongylocentrotidae. Bases 159 to 722 code for a protein of 187 amino acids. The record is from RefSeq and is a predicted model, not a curated record. The transcript has 5 exons.